Messenger RNA from Gavialis gangeticus (Gharial), 694 nucleotides. It is a transcript of the gene RBP2, whose product is annotated as retinol binding protein 2. Gene Ontology annotation, cellular component: cytosol; nucleus. Gene Ontology annotation, biological process: fatty acid transport. The coding region runs from base 97 to 504 and encodes 135 amino acids. The record is from RefSeq and is a predicted model, not a curated record. The transcript is spliced from 5 exons. Lineage: Eukaryota; Metazoa; Chordata; Crocodylia; Gavialidae. Gene Ontology annotation, molecular function: fatty acid binding.
GAGCCACUGUAGGCAUGUGGCUGCAUUUCCUGAAUCAAAGAUCUUCCUUCCAGGCUCACCAUUUGAUCUGUCCUUCGAUUUAAACUCUUAGCCACAAUGCCUGCUGAUUACAAUGGAACGUGGGAAAUGGAAUCCAAUGAAAACUUUGAAGCCUACAUGGUUACUUUAGAUAUUGAUUUUGCCACUCGUAAAAUUGCAAAACAUCUGAAACAAACAAAGGAAUUUAUUCAAGAUGGAAAUAAUUUCAAGACAAAAACACUGAGCACUUUCAGGAACUAUGAACUAAAUUUCACUGUUGGAGUGGAGUUUGAAGAACACACCAAAGGGCUUGACAACAGAGUGGUAAAGACACUGGUGACUUGGGAUGGUGAUAAACUAGUGUGUAUCCAGAAAGGAGAGAAGAACAACAGAGGCUGGAAACACUGGAUUGAAGGAGACAAACUGCAUCUGGAACUGACUUGUGAAGACCAGGUGUGCCAUCAAAUAUUUAAGAAGAAAAUGUAAACUGACUGGAAAUCCAAACUAGAUUAUCAUCAUAUUCUUACAUUUUCUUUAAAAAAAAAAUGGAAUCACUGCUUGUCCCUGCCAUGUACAUACAAAAACAUAUUGUAACAACAACAUGGAAGCAUUUAUGUAUGUUGUAAGGCUUCAUGCUUUUCAAUUUGGAGUUAAAUAAAAAUAGUUGUUCCAAUAA